Molecule: messenger RNA, 1033 nt
Organism: Rubroshorea leprosula
Lineage: Eukaryota; Viridiplantae; Streptophyta; Magnoliopsida; Malvales; Dipterocarpaceae
Source: the annotation of a GenBank genome assembly
GCAGGGUCUGCUUACAGGGGCUACUGAUACAACAACAGUUACAGUAACGUGGGUACUUGCACUACUACUAAUCAACAAUCUUCCUGCUCUAGAAAAGGUCCAAGAAGAAUUGGACGUGCAUGUUGGAAAGGAAAGAUUGGUGAUGGAAUCGGACAUGGACAAACUAGAGUACCUCCAAGCAGUUGUCAAGAAGGCACUGCGUCUCUACCCAGCUGGACCACUCUCAGGACCGCGUGAAUUCUCUGAAGACUGUGUUGUGGGAGGCUACCAUGUGCCCAAAAGAACGCGAUUGAUUGUGAACCUUUGGAAAAUGCAGAGAGAUCCAAGGGUAUGGUCCGACCCAUUGGAAUUCAGGCCAGAGAGGUUUCUAACCACCCACAAGGACAUUGACGUUAAGGGUCAGCACUUUGAGCUCCUCCCAUUUGGUGGCGGUAGAAGGCUGUGCCCUGGAGUCACCUUCGGCUUGCAAAUGACGCAACUGGUGUUGGCCAGUUUGCUGCAGGCGUUUGAUAUCUCGACUCCAGGGAAUGCCUCCGUUGAUAUGACAGAGAGUCCUGGAUUGACCAACAUCAAGGCCACCCCGCUAGAGAUCAUGGUCAAACCUCGCUUGUCUUUCAGUCUCUAUGAUCAAUUAUGGUUGACGACAUGGAACUCAGAGGUAUCGUAGAGCUUGAGCUGAAUCGGUGUAUCUUUCUCAAUCUUGGCCACAUUUCUAACAGCUUUGAGGUAGCUUCUUCUAGGUGAUUCCCCAGGAGAAGUUUCCUGCUCCUUGAUAGCAACUUUGACAAAGGAAUUCUCAGAGCCGUCUAUGUCAUGUCAAGGUAGAAGGUAACGUAAUGGUCGUGGAUGACUCCGAUCACAUUUUCAGACAGAAGCGUGCCGUAGAGAUUUUCCUGCUUAGGCACUUGUCUAAUGUUGUCAUACUCACUCCCCUUCACCAUCAAAAUGCUGCUAAGUCCAACCUGAUUUUGAAAUUGGGGAACAGAUAGAUACAUGCAAUGUAGUCAUGGUAAAAUUAAGAUUUUUCUAUUUU